Messenger RNA from Bufo bufo (common toad), 1045 nucleotides. It is a transcript of the gene CIDEB, whose product is annotated as cell death inducing DFFA like effector b. The transcript has 5 exons. Bases 143 to 796 code for a protein of 217 amino acids. Lineage: Eukaryota; Metazoa; Chordata; Amphibia; Anura; Bufonidae. Gene Ontology annotation, biological process: regulation of apoptotic process; apoptotic process. The record is from RefSeq and is a predicted model, not a curated record.
UGUUGCAAUCUAGAGUCGUUUUAGUUCUCUUGAACUUUGCUCCUGUGUUUGUCUGGUGGAAAGUUUCAUAGUCCAUGACAUUCUGCUGAAAAAUCACUGGGCUACAAAGAAGCAAGGGCUUGCCUUCUGUUGGUGGAUCGUAAUGGAGUUUAUAUCUAACCUCGGCGCUGGGGCUUUCAGGUCUGUCUCAUCAGUAGGCUCAGAGAUAUCUCGAAGAGUGAAAACUGUCUCCGCACCACCACAGAGACCUUUCCGUGUAUGUAGUCAUGACCGAUCCGUGCGCAAAGGAGUUACCGCUGGCUCCCUGCGAGAGCUCAUAGCAAAGGCUAUGGAUGCGCUCUUUCUGACAGGUAUUGUAUCUUUAGUACUGGAGGAAGAUGGGACAUUAUUGGAUACAGAAGAAUACUUUGACACCCUGGAAGAUGGUUUAGUGGUCAUGGUUUUGGAAAAACAACAAAAAUGGAAUCCAAGAAAGGGCGUGUUGUCUUAUUCCUUGCAACAAGAGAAACCAAAGAACAGCCGGGAUAUUGCACGAAUCACAUUUGAUGUAUACAAGCUAAACCCCCGUGAUGUGUUUGGCAGUCUUAAUAUAAAGGCCACCUUCUAUGGCUUGUAUUCUAUGAGCUGUGACUUCCAGUUCUUAGGACCAAAGAAAGUGGUCAGGGAACUAAUGCGGCUUCUGUCAGCAGCUCUGAAUGGAAUGGGACGUCUGAUGCUUACUGCCUCGGGAGUACUAAGACGGCUGCUCGAAGGUGGAGAUCACUGGCAGAAUCGAAUCUGUGAAUAUGAAGGCUGAUAUUUUGUCCACAUUUCAUGUCCUCUCGUUGUUUCAGAUAAUCAUUGGCUGGGUUUUCAAGUGAUGCACCAACUCUUCCAAUAAGGCCGCAUGCACAUGGUGGUAUUACAUACGUAAUAUGCAAUCGAGCACCCAUUGAAGUACAUUGGGACAUACUGUACCUCCAUAUUUCAUACAAAGAAAUUGUGGCAUGUUCCAUUGGAAGCCAUAUGUAUGAUGCUUUUCUCUCAGAAAAAUUGCAUUUAGGGG